CAGCUUUCUUUCUUUAGUGAACGCCCCCACCCUUACCACUACCUUUUUGUUUACAUUCUAGCACGUUAACUGCUGGCCCUAUAAGGCUAGAAUAAGCCAGCUGACGAAAAAAUUCAACUCUUAAUAAUAAAAGCUGGACGGAAGAUCUUAAAAGAAGAAUGAUCAACAUAAAUGUGAAUAAAACUGAAAGAGGAUAUCAUAAGAAGAUAUUAACGGUUUUAAAAUGACUGCAAUGACGGAGGAAAUUCAAAAACUCUCCAAAAGGUUUUUGAAAAUGUACCCAGUGAAGGAUAUAGAUUUAAAGCUUAUGAUGAAUAAUCUUUCAAAAUUAGAUUAUGAUGACUCUAUGGAAUAUCAGGAGAAGUUAUUAAGGAGCACAAUACACCACCCCAUUGUCCAAAAGUAUCCGCCAACCAUUUUAUACCGCCAGCGGUUUUUGAAACGUCUUAUUACAGAGAUUGAGGACAUUAACCUUGAAGUGAUCGAUAGUCUCUAUAAAGCGUAUACAAACCUCUUAUCUCAGGAGAAUAGAAAUACUGAAAAUAGUGGUAGUAUUUCAUACUGCUACAAAACUUAUUGCUUGGCACCAGAACUUACAAUAACACUGAAGGAGACACAAAAUAUUAUAUCUGAAGGAACAACUGGUAUGUUUACCUGGCAGGCAAGUCAUGUUUUAGCAGACUGGUGUCAGAAGGAGGCAGAUAGCUUUAGUGGAAAAAAUGUUCUUGAACUUGGAGCAGGACUAGGAUUAACUGGUCUUACAGUUAUCAAAGCAUGUAAUCCUGCAUCAUAUACUUUCACAGACUUGCACAUGUCUGUGUUGAAGACACUGAAAGAAAAUAUUUUAAUCAAUCUUUGUAACGGGAGUAGUCCAGAAAGCACCAAUGAGCCGAGUGAUGGCUUUAGUAUACCUUACAAGGACACAAGAGUAUCAGUAAAGAGGCUUGACUGGACUUCAGAUCACGUUCAGAGUUCUUGUGAUAUUGUUCUAGCUGCAGACGUGGUCUAUGACACUGAAAUUAUUUUUCCCCUUGUUUUAAUCCUCAAAGAAGCCUUGGGUAAAUCAGAUGGAGCAACAGCAUAUGUGGCCAGCACUAUCAGAAAUCAAGACACAUUCAACUGUUUUAGAAAUGCACUAGUAUCAAAUAAUGUGAAAGUGAAAUCAGAAAGCCAUCAUGCCUACCAAGAAUCCCCUUCACAGCAAAAAUCCUUUAUCAUCAUAAUGAAAUUAAUGUUGUAAGUACAUAAUGCCAAAAAUAAUUCCAAGAUAUAGUUGUUUCAUAUUUUUUUUUUUUUAUAAAGGUCUUUCACAA
Macrobrachium nipponense is the source of this 1313-nucleotide messenger RNA. RefSeq names its product protein-lysine N-methyltransferase EEF2KMT-like. The transcript has 8 exons. The record is from RefSeq and is a predicted model, not a curated record. Bases 224 to 1240 code for a protein of 338 amino acids. Lineage: Eukaryota; Metazoa; Arthropoda; Malacostraca; Decapoda; Palaemonidae.